Messenger RNA from Anarrhichthys ocellatus (wolf-eel), 2753 nucleotides. RefSeq names its product cAMP responsive element binding protein 1b (gene creb1b). Bases 651 to 1640 code for a protein of 329 amino acids. NCBI's taxonomy places the organism in Eukaryota, Metazoa, Chordata, Actinopteri, Perciformes, Anarhichadidae. The record is from RefSeq and is a predicted model, not a curated record. The transcript has 8 exons. Gene Ontology annotation, cellular component: nucleus; ATF4-CREB1 transcription factor complex. Gene Ontology annotation, molecular function: protein binding; cAMP response element binding; DNA-binding transcription factor activity, RNA polymerase II-specific. Gene Ontology annotation, biological process: regulation of transcription by RNA polymerase II.
AUAAAAAUGAAAAUACUCAAGGAAAGUACGAGUACCUCAAAACUGUAAAACAUAUAAGUACAGUACUUGAGGAAAUAUAUUUAGUUACAACCCUCACUGAAAUCAUCUACACCUACCAUAUCUAUGGCUUAUUCAAACCAAAACUAUUUUCACAACCUAAAAAUAUAAAAUAUAAAAAAAAUGUUUUCUGUGAUUUAGGUGAACCUUUAAACGCCAGUGAAUAACAAGCCUUUAUGUCCGUGGUGUUUAUCUAACAUGGUAUUGUUGUUGUCGUUACAUAAUCAUUAAGCUGUUUAUUGUAAAAUGUAAUUUUUCCGAACGCUUCACGAGGCGGGAGGCUGUCGUCAUGUUCCGCUCCUCCUCGGUAUUUUCCGCCCGUCUCCGUCCCCGCGUCGGGCCUUUCCGGCCAGCGUCGCCAAUCUGUUUUCUCGUCCUUCUCCAAUCUCCGUGUUGUUGUUCCCGGUGACGCGGCGGAGGUGUAGCCUGACGCGGGCUCUUACGUGUCGGCCAGAAUAAAAGUGGAGCUCCGGAGGCCCGCGAGUGACGAAGGGAGUCCGUAUCGUUCGUACCAUCUGUGGUGCUGAUCAACAGAUGCUGGCGGCUGCAGAUUUUAACAGCCUCUCCCCGAAUCUUCAUCCUCACCUCAGCCGAUGAAGAUGGAGACCGUGGAGGUUCAGCAGGGACUGGAGGCUGUUGUGACUGAGACCGAGACCCAGCACAUCACCCAGGCGCAGAUCGCUACUCUGGCACAGGUAACAAUGACAACAGGGCACAUCUCAGCAACCGGUCCCACGGUAACACUGGUGCAGCUUCCCAACGGACAGACGGUUCAGGUCCACGGUGUGAUCCAGGCCGCACAGCCGUCUGUCAUCCAGUCCCCACAGGUCCAGACCGUGCAGAUCUCCACCAUAGCAGAGAGUGAGGAUUCACAGGAGUCCGUAGACAGUGUCACUGACUCUCAGAAGCGCAGGGAGAUUCUGUCACGACGCCCCUCAUACAGGAAAAUCCUGAACGACCUCUCGUCCGACGCACCGGCCGUCCCUCGUAUCGAGGAGGAGAGGGCCGAGGAGGAUUCCACCAUCGCCGCCGCCACACAUUCGAUCACCACCGUCACAGUGCCCACGCCCAUCUACCAGACCAGCAGCGGCCAAUACAUCGCAAUCACACAGGGCGGAGCCAUUCAGCUGGCCAACAACGGCACGGAUGGAGUCCAGGGCAUCCAGACUCUGACCAUGACCAACGCAGCAGCAGCUGCCCAGCCCGGAGCCACCAUCCUCCAGUACGCGCAGACCAGCGACGGCCAGCAGAUACUGGUUCCCAGUAACCAGGUGAUGGUCCAAGCCUCCUCCGGUGACGUCCAGGCCUACCAGUUCCGAGCGGCCCCCGCCAGCACCAUCGCCCCGGGGGUGGUCAUGGCCUCUUCCCCUGCCCUGCCCACCCAGGGCGCCACCGAGGUAGUCACCCGCAAACGGGAAGUCCGCCUCAUGAAGAACAGAGAGGCAGCGCGGGAAUGUCGCAGGAAGAAGAAGGAGUAUGUUAAGUGUCUGGAGAACCGAGUGGCCGUCUUGGAGAACCAAAAUAAGACACUAAUCGAAGAACUGAAAGCCCUCAAAGACCUGUACUGCCAUAAAUCCGACUAGUUCGUUAUCCCGACUGCCCGACCUUCCACUUUGCACACGGCUCGCUAAUCCAGUCCUACUUCUACUACCUUCUCUUCAGUGGGCUGUCAAUAAUCAUUCAUUUCAAAAAUACACACAAUCUUUCCAAUAUCAAUACACCAAAACAGCAGCUACAAUCCAGCUGCUGACAAGUUAGUGGAACACUGUGCUCUUCAUUGUAGGGGUACUACACUGGACAGCAGAGUCCAACGAGGGCAAGGACAUACUCUCCCCGGGGUUCAUUUCCACCAUCUACAUGGUCUCUUUUUACAGCCAGAUCACGUCAAACUGAAUGGUGGACUUGCUCAUAUUGAAUGGCCUCCCUGGACUGUAUGCAAGCAAUAACGCCCGACAAAUUGCCCUUAAAGCAUCGCCGUUGCUGCUAUGGUUACCUGCAGUGAAAAUGUGCAAUUGUUAAACUCUGUUGAAUGAGUCACAUAUAAUAUAUUUAUUAAUGAGUAUUUUCACUGUUUAACUUUACAGUCACUAUGAUGAGUUCAGUGUCAACAGUCAACUGGCCAAAAUUAUGACAAGAAAAAAAAACAUUGAAAGUAUGUUUAUCCUAAAACAGUGUCUGACGUUUCGGUUUCAGGAUGUGAAUGAAUUAUGAUCUUCUAACUUAAUCCACAUCGACUUUUUUCAGAAAUAUGGCCACCAGUGUAGCGGACUCUACAACUAAUUGGACACAAACAAGUCUUUUUUUAUUUUAUUUUUAAGAUUCUACCAACGGCCGAUCUUUUAGGAGGCGGAGCUGCGUGUGUCAGCAGACGGUAACUUGGCCACAACAGACGGUUGUUGAGGUGCUAAUAAAAUGAGACCAUUAGCAAGCCGAGGCACUGUUUUAUAGGAAGAUUAUUGUUUUUACGACUUGGGGUUCCAUAUUUAUAUUUUUGGCCAACAUUUUAUAAGUUAAAGUAACAUUACUCGCUACCUUCGGUCUAGUAGGGAAGCAACACAAGAGGCCGUUUUACCUCAGUGUAAACUAAUCUGAAUGUUGAAGUUAUUACGCAACCUGGUUGCUUUGACUGACAGCACUUAACACGGUUCAGCGCACAAGUAGUUUUUUAGAGGCAAAGCUCAAUCUUAAUGAUAUAU